AUGGUGGCGACGACGGCGGCGACGACGGCGGGGGCGGCUUCUUCUUCUUCGGCGGCCGGGGUGGCCUCCCCGUGCAGCCGGCGGCUGGCUCGGCGCUCGCACUCGGCGCUGCUGCUGGCGCUCACCGUCCUGCUGGUGCAAACGCUGCUGGUGUGGAAUUUCAGCAGCCUGGAUGCGGCCGACGAGCAGCAGCAGCAGCAACGGCGGCAGCAGCAGCAGCAGCAGCAGCCUCCGCGGAGAGGCGCCCUCGCCGCCGCCGGCAACAGCAACAGCCGGAGCGGCCACAGUAGCAGCAGCAGCAGCAGCCGCCGGCGAGAGAAGCGAGACCUGGAGAGCCGCGACGGGCCCCGGGCGCCGCAACCCCGCCGCGCGGCCGGCGCUUUCCGCGGCAAGGCGAUGAUGGAUGGCUAUUUUUCCCACCGGCCAAAGGAGAAGACGCGAACAGACAGCAACAAUGAGAACUCUGUCCCGAAGGACUUCGAAAACAUUGACAAUAGCAAUUUUGCUCCCCGGUCCCAGAAGCAGAAGCAUCGCCCAGAACUGGUGAAAAAGCCCAUCAGUGCACAGAAGGAACGCCUGCGGAGAAAGCUAGAACAGGAGGAGAAAGCCAAGGAGAACUCUGUCCUCGGGAAAAACGUCCAUGAGCGGCUGCCCUUGGACAAUUCUGCCCCUAAACCCAACAACAAUGGCAACUCCCUGAAAGACACCCCAAGGUCCCUCGCGCAGCCUCAUAUGAAACGGAGUGGGAAUGGUUCUCCUGAGCUUGGAUACGAUCAGCUGCCAAAAUGUGACAUUUCAGGCAAGGAAGCCCUCUCGGCUCUAUCCAGGGCUAAAUCCAAGCAGUGUCGUCAAGAAAUUGCCGAGACCUACUGUCAACACAGGCAAGGGAAGCUGAUGCCCGAGCAGGUGACUCGUUUCUGCCCGCUGGAAG
Messenger RNA from Notechis scutatus (mainland tiger snake), 931 nucleotides. The record is from RefSeq and is a predicted model, not a curated record. NCBI's taxonomy places the organism in Eukaryota, Metazoa, Chordata, Lepidosauria, Squamata, Elapidae.